Messenger RNA from Mercenaria mercenaria, 1094 nucleotides. RefSeq names its product proto-oncogene Mas-like. Bases 41 to 1063 code for a protein of 340 amino acids. Gene Ontology annotation, cellular component: plasma membrane. Gene Ontology annotation, biological process: G protein-coupled receptor signaling pathway. The transcript has a single exon. Gene Ontology annotation, molecular function: G protein-coupled receptor activity. Lineage: Eukaryota; Metazoa; Mollusca; Bivalvia; Venerida; Veneridae. The record is from RefSeq and is a predicted model, not a curated record.
GCCUAUAACGUUUAAUUACAAUUUACUUCCGUAGUAGAAGAUGAAGAGUUUGAAUAACCUUAGCCGCUUGCCGGAAACAAAUAAUGGAACAGAGUAUACAGUAAUAAAUAUAGCAGAACAAAUAUGGACCUUUUUGCCUCCGAUAAUCAUGUUUGUUGGAACAGUUGGCAAUGUUACUACAGUUAUCGUAUAUAUACAACCAUCUAUGCGGACCAGUGCUUUUGCAAUCUAUGCAAUUGCAUUAGCUAUAUCGGAUACGACAGCUCUAUAUUCCGGACUGCUAUUUGAUUGGCUAGUAUUAGCAUUUGACAUCAAUGUUAUUUUUGUAAGCUCUACUGGAUGUAAAGUCAUAAUUUGGCUUGUAUACACGUCUGUGUGUUACUCCGCCUGGAUUAUCACAGCAAUAACUAUUGAAAGAGUAUUUGUUGUUUGGUUUCCACUUUGGUCUAGACGAAGAAAUGAUAAAAUGUUCUCGAGAAUAUUGAUAUGUUGCCUUGUUGUUAUCUGCAUGGCCUUGAAUUCUCAUUUUUUGUUCGGCAUGGUGCUUGACACUGAACAAUCUAUGUUUCACAGAAAUUGUGGUGCUGCAAAUCAAAGCUACUGGAUAUUUUUCCAACGCGUGUGGCCAUGGAUUUCUACAAAUCUCUUCUGUUUUAUACCUUCUUCUUUAAUCAUAGUUGGUAAUAUGAUGAUAGUUUUGAAAGUGUCACAAUGUAAACAAAAUGACAGCUGUGAAACUGUCAGAAAAGACCAUCUUUCUUCGAGAAAAAGACAUGCAAAUAUUCAAGAUCAUAGAGCAGUGUUAGUACUCCCGAUACUUCUAACAUUAAACAUUAUGUUCCUAAUAACUACAUUACCUAUUAAUUUGUAUCUAUUAAUUCUGAAUUAUUCAGAUGUUUUGAUAACUGAUGAGUAUUCAGAAAGAAAAGCACAAAACUAUCUGUGUUGGACAAUACUGAAUAUGCUGCUGUUUUCGAAUAAUGCGGUCAACUGUAUCUUGUAUUGUUUAAGUGGUUCAAACUUUAGAAGGGAGUUACUUGCUUUAUGCUGCGGCAAAUCAUAAAAUCAUAAUAAUUCUAUGACAGUUGUAAGCU